This is a messenger RNA of Spodoptera frugiperda (fall armyworm), 5453 nucleotides long. It is a transcript of the gene cpx, whose product is annotated as complexin. Gene Ontology annotation, cellular component: SNARE complex; terminal bouton. Lineage: Eukaryota; Metazoa; Arthropoda; Insecta; Lepidoptera; Noctuidae. Gene Ontology annotation, molecular function: syntaxin binding. The transcript has 7 exons. The coding region runs from base 285 to 710 and encodes 141 amino acids. The record is from RefSeq and is a predicted model, not a curated record. Gene Ontology annotation, biological process: synaptic vesicle exocytosis; neurotransmitter transport; regulation of neurotransmitter secretion.
AAAGGAAACGUAACGCGGCGGUGGCGGGGCUAUCGAUCGACGCGGCCAGUCGGCGCCGGGCCUUCGCGCGGGACGCACGUAUCGCGGCCGCCACCACACACGAAUAACCUCUGACUGUGCUCACUCGCUCCGACCGCGCGGCGGCACACACACCGACAGCUCUCGUUGACCCGGCAGGCGGCGGCCAUCACUGUACAUUUACUAAGGUAAACUAGCCGCCGAACAGUUACUAAAACAAUAUUCAACUAAUUCCGAGUUGAAGGCGUAAAGCAGUAACCGGCAAGAUGGCGGCGUUCGUGGCGAAGCAGAUGGUUGGCAACAAACUCAGUGCUGUUAAAGGGGCAGUGGGUGGUGACGGUGAUGACAGCGACGAUAAGGAAAAGGAGGAGGAAGCAGAACGCGAACGGCAAGAGGCCAUCCGCGAGGCCGAGGAGAGGCGCAAGGAGAAGCACCGCAAGAUGGAGGAGGAGCGCGAGAAGAUGCGCCAGGAGAUCAGGGAUAAGUACAAAAUCCCGAAGAAGGAGGAGGUGGUGGAACAGCAGCAGGCCGAGCCUGACAACCCCCUCAUGAGGAAGAAGAAGACUCCUGAGGAACUCGCGGCUGAAGCGGAGCUUGAAGACCAGGAUGAGUUCACCAAACUCAAAAACACCAUCGAAACGCAAGUGAACGAACUGAAGUCGCAGAUCGAGAGCAAGUGCGUGAUGCAGUGAGCGGCUCCCGACCAUUGUACAACUAUCUGAAUACAUGAUGUAGCUGAGCUAAGGUCAUUGUUACGACGAUGUUUCACACCCUGUAUACACCCCACCACCCACACGAGCCCCGGAUAGCGAACAACAAAACUAACAUUUCGUUCGGACGUAUCAAUCAUUCGCGCUCAACAUUUUUGUAGGAGAGAUUCGAAUUCUAAAUUUUUUCGGAACGUAGUUGGCUAGUGGCGCGUUGGUGCUUGAUAAUAAGCAAUAAUAUUUUUAUACAUUCAUAAAAAAUUUUUGGAAGGCAGCCCUCGAUACAACUGUGAAGCGCGUUUCUGAACGUAUGGUCAAAAAGUCAUUAACUACCGAGCGUCAGAGGAACGCAGUCGUGCACUCGUCAAACAGUUUAUAUGUUGAAGCUUGUGAUAUAUUGUUAUUUAAGUGUAAAGUUGAAAUAAUAUAAAUACAACUAGAACGAACGAUGUAAUCUAUUUAAAAUGGAAGACAAGUUAUUAUAAGAAACUCUAGCACGCGUGUAGACAAUCGAUUACUCGACUAUCCAUCGCCUCCUCUUCUCUAUUUCGCACUUACAUUGAAAUAACAAUGUAUUCGGUCUGUCGGUGUAUUUGUUUCAUCCAAAUUCCACGCUUGUCUGACGGUCUGUCUGUUUCCCGUGGUUUACUACGACUCGCUUGAGCUCUUCCACUUUUGCCUCUAAAUCUUUUGCAUGCGUGCUUAUGCAGUGUUAAUCUAUGUGUCAAUGUAAUUUCUGUUAGGUGUACAUACCUGUAAUCGACCUAGCCUUAAUAUCCACAUCGAAUAUAAUAGGUAAUUGUUAUGGAGGCGCGCGCGCCCGCUGUUGUCCAAUACUUUCUUGCAUGUUUAAUAUAAGACUCAAUGUUCAUUUAGUGUUUAAUGUGUAAAAUGUUGUAGAUAAACAAGUCUCGCGUUGUGUUACCGUCGCGCCGACGAGCGUUGUUCUAAUCUAAUGUUUUAUCGAUGUUUUACGCUUAGGUAUUAAAGUUAAAUAACACAUUGUGGUGUGAGCAAAUUAUUCGAGCGAUUGCACCAAUCGGAGCGGUUAGGGAUGCAGAGUUUGUUAUCGACAGAGUUGUUGUUGAAUAUCUAGUAUUACCAGUGAAAGUCUUAAACAAGAUCGAGCGGCGCACGCACACAGCGGGUCGAUGGGGCAGACUCGAGGGAAGCGCGUAGAGAAGGCAGAUCGUGCUAAUUGUUCGAACAAUGUUGUCCACAUAGUUAUAAAGCUGCAAAUGCAAAAGAUUUGUUAUCGUCAAAAGCUGUGAUAUAUGAAUAUAAUAAACUAAAGCGCGCAAUGCGACGACGCUCGCGCUCUUAGCUUCUUCAAUCUUUCAAUCUUCAAUGUUCGACACGAAACUAUCAUUGUACCUUCUUGUAGAUCGGACCUCUUCGGAUUACAAUCUCUUCAAUCAGCACAUCAUGUAUUUUAUAUAUCUCUGUUAUAUGUUCACACGCGAUGCUCUCUGGCGACCGUAGCUUAGGAAGUUCUCAGUAGACUUGUCUUAUAGAUCUCAUGUGAUAGCUGAAGUGGUACAUAUUAUACAUGUUGCAAGUUACUGACGUCGAUGUUCACCCGUGCACUGUGUCCGUUUACGAUAGUUACGACUCACACAAACGUAGCUGUAUCCAUAGGUUAAUUUGUUCAUUAAGUACAACAAUAAGGACACUGACACCAAACUACAUAGUUUAGUUUAUAUCGAUGGCACAUCACUGACUAGUCGAGUUGUCGACAGUUAGUCGAUACAUCGAUUCGCAACCAGUCGCAUCGCGUGUUAAAUACUAAGAUUAUUUUAGAUACUUCACUUACACACUUGAUGCUUGCUUAUUUUCUUACGUUAUAUGACGUCCUGUCAAUUACACCUACCUUCUCUUCACACAUAUACUAUUCAAUAUACAAACAUGUAAAUAAAAAAAGCAAUAAUUUCAGAUUGUUUAUUGAGAAUGCUACUAUUUUUCUGAAGUAUAAGAAUCGACUAUUUUUCGCACUGUACUGCACUCGAUAUAUUAUCAUAGCUUGUCUCAUAGUCCCUUGUUUGGAGCACGCAUUACGCAUCGCUAACGUAAGGUGGGCAUCACUCCUACGGCCCCGUCCGGCCACGUCACUAGAGUAAGGCGUAAUAUAUACUUAACGUUUCACGAUGUAUGUGUGGUUAGCCUAGGUAUUAAUAUAUAACAUAGUCGUACCGUAUGUGCAUGGCAAAUCUAGCUAAAUGGUUGUAUGUAGACAUUCAAUACAAUAAUAGUCGUUAAGUCUAUUGGACCUGUCUGAUGACCAAGUUUCGACAGAAUCUAUCUUUCUUCAUCCUCUCGUGUGUUAGCUAAUACUAAUCUAUAACCUUUGUCUAUAUCUUCGAUCUAUCGUAGUGUAGUCUGCGUUCUACGUUGUUGACUCUCCAGUAGCUGAUAGUUUAGAUAAAAUGUUAUUUUGGUAUAGAGGAGUGUGGACUUACUGUCACUAAUUUAAAAUUAACGGAACUCGCGGUGGCUGCGCGGGCGCCGGGCCGGCGGCGUGGCGCGGCGCGGCGCACGCGCGGCCCGCGGUAGGUUGCUGCAUGCCGUGUGCGCAGUGUGCUCAGCUCUUGGCGUGUUGGUGUCGUUCUCUACUAAUUAGUCGCGUGCGCGAGUCGAGCUGUGUGUAACGUAACGUAAGUCGCUUCUAUUCUCGUGUAUUUAAGCUUUCGAUGUUCAGUGUAAUAGUUGAUAGUGAUAACGUUGCUUCACUGCGCCACUUCUUCAGGAAUUUGGGUGAUAUCAAAUGGUUGUUGAAUUAUUUUACGUACGUACUACGGCCGUGUUUCUGCCGUCAAUGUUUGCGUUAACGACCGUGGUGAUGUAGCUGUGAACACAUCGAUCUUCGCCCUGUCACCUGUACUCUAACUCUUCACACAACAGUAUAUUAUUGUAUUUCUUUUUUAUAAUAUUAUAGUGAAUUUAUAAAGAGGUUUAUACAAGGUAGACGUGUAGUUUAGACAUAAAGAAAAUAAUUGUAAAAUCAAAAUUUUUGAAAAGAAUAUAAGUAAAUGAUUUCCGUAUAUUGAUCCCGUAGUGUUAAUUUUAAGGAAUCCAAGAUGUCGCGACCAAUUUUUAUAUGUUUUGCCACGAGGAAGUAAUUGAUGUAACAGUUGGAUAUUUUCAAAUCUUAUGACUCUCAUACUCAGGGUAAUAUACUUAUAGUUAUCUGUUCAUAGUAUGAUUUAGAUCGUUUAGCUAUGAAAUGUAUGACUUUUUGGCCUACGAAGGCUUUACUUACCUUUCUUCUAACCUCUUCCUCUAUGUGUGACCCUGACCCAAUCGGUAGAACGUCUUGAUAUUUCACUGUUGUUCUUAAAUCCUUAGAGGAGUUAUGAAAUGGUAGACUAAAUAACAUUUUAUGACAUAACUUGUUAAACUUAUUAAAUAAACUAGCCUAUUGAUAGUUGCACUAGGUAUAAUGUAAGGGGUGGUACGUGAUGGUGCAUUUGUUGGCACGGCCGCUCGCAGGGACACGUGAUAAUACUAAGGCGGGGCAAAUGCAUCAUUAUCUGCGGAGUUACAAAGAGACUGCGCGAGCGCCGGUAGUGCUAUCAUCUGACCAGAGAGAGCAGACACUUUGAACGAGAGAGUUAGUGAGCGAGGCUACACUGUGCAAUACUGUCGUACACUCAAAUGAUAACCCUACCGAUACUCACACAUACAUACUGUUCGUCGCUGGCAGAGACAAACCAGCCGGUCGGUGAUUGCGACAACGUAUAGACAAUUAGAGACAACGACACUGUACCACACACUCAAGAGCUUUUACACUGAAUGCCAAUAUUUGUUUGUUGUUAUCGUUUCAAGCCUCGGCGCAGGAGUUGCAAAGAACUGAUUAUAAAGUGCCACACACAUACAGUAACUGCGCUGACAUGGUUCCACAGACUCUGCGCUGUCGGUGGAACGGUUCGAUGUGAUUCUGAAUAGUUUACAAAUAUAUUCCGUUGUUGUGGAGCGCGGCCAGUAUGGCACUGUCCGCGGCUCGGUUCUUGUUUGUAUAUUAUAGUUAUUGGCCAACACACUAGUUCGUUAGCUUUUAAUAUUAGUGACAUUAUAGUGUUAAAAUUGCAAGUUUACAGAAUGUAUAAAAUUCCAAUGAAACCAUUAAGUACUCAUAUAUGAACGGGGUUCAUAUGUAUGUUGUCUUGUUAUAUUAAAGAAGAAAAGGUUAGUAGUUUAUCCACAAUUAAAUUUAAACUUAGGGAUUAUGGAUGAAUAACGAAAAAGGUUAUUGUUGAAAAAUGUUUUUAGAUAAUUAAAUAAACGGAUUGAGCUUCUGUGACACCUUGUUGUUAACAAUAAGUUAGGUUUGGUUGCAGUGGCCGCCCGCCGCGGCCAUAGUGUCGGCCACCAUAUAUCGGCCAUAAUGUCGGCCAUCGACCUCUGUAACUACUUGGCCAAAUGUACAAUCGGCCGCGCAGGGUGUGGCUAUCUUCUGGCUGUAUACAAACUGCCGUAAUAAACUCUAUUCUUAUAUAAAUAAGGUUAGUUUUCCUUUCACGACUGUAUCACUGUAGGACAUAGACGCUUGUUCGCUACACUUCGUUCGCCAUUACUGUUGCGGAGCAUUGUUAAUAUUUAUUUACAAGGUCCCUAUUAGUUAUUGUAUAAAAGUUUAGAGGUAGCCAUUUUCAUAUAUGUACGUUGAGUUAAAUGUGAAAAUGGUUUACCUAACAUGUUGUUAAAUAAUAAAUAAACUACAUUGUACCACUA